This is a messenger RNA of Ceratosolen solmsi marchali, 1608 nucleotides long. RefSeq names its product delta-like protein 1. The record is from RefSeq and is a predicted model, not a curated record. Gene Ontology annotation, cellular component: neuron projection; membrane. The transcript is spliced from 7 exons. Gene Ontology annotation, molecular function: protein heterodimerization activity; protein homodimerization activity; cell adhesion molecule binding. Gene Ontology annotation, biological process: heterophilic cell-cell adhesion; neuron development; cell communication. Bases 49 to 1242 code for a protein of 397 amino acids. Lineage: Eukaryota; Metazoa; Arthropoda; Insecta; Hymenoptera; Agaonidae.
CGACGAGUACGCGCAGUCUCGUCCCAACUAGGAAGAUACGGAGUCGACAUGAUUGCGCUUCUCCUCGCCGUCUGCCUGGGUCCCGCGCAGUUGCGCACGGCAUCCUGGCAGCUAAAGCCGAGCGCGGCUCUCGUCCUCCUACAACUACCCCUCGGAUUAUCCAUCGGACCCAGAUAUGUUCCAAAGUGGAAAAAGCAAGCAUGCGAAAUACCAGCAACGCAACAUCCAAGCUCUCACUAUGUUUGUGACGAGGCAGGGGAAGUCAAAUGCUUACCAGGGUGGACCGGAGACCUUUGCGACGUACCAAUUUGUCGGAAAGGAUGCGACCCUCUUCAAGGAUAUUGCAGGAGACCGGGAGAAUGUCGCUGCAAGCUUGGGUUCUACGGUGAAUUGUGCGAUAAAUGCGUUGCUCUACCUGGUUGUCAGCAUGGCAGGUGUAACGUGAGCUUCGAGUGUGCCUGUGAUUUUGGAUGGAAGGGUCUCUUCUGUAACGAGCCGAUCUGCCAUUUGGAUUGCAAUCCGAGUCAAGGGUAUUGCGAGAAACCCGGCGAAUGCAGAUGUCGACUUGGGUGGCAGGGACCAAUGUGUAAGCAAUGUGCGGUCCUUCCAGGAUGCGUGCAUGGAACUUGCCACGGUCCUCUCGAGUGCCGUUGUGACCCAGGUUGGACAGGAUUUUUGUGCUCGACACCGAUUUGCUCGUCGGGCUGCAGCCGAGAGCACGGGGGCUGUCGCCGGCCAAAUUCGUGCAGAUGUCGCGUCGGCUACACCGGGCCAAACUGCACCGAGUGCGUCCCGUACCCGGGCUGCGUCCACGGCACCUGCAGGAAGCCUUGGGAGUGCCGUUGCAAGCCCGGCUGGACCGGUGAGCUCUGUGACCAGCGGCUGACCUACUGCGACGACCAUCCCGGCAUCUGUCUCAAUGGCGCCACGUGCCUCAGCUACGCUCCCGACAACGGCGAUUACAGGUGCGUUUGUCCCUUGGGCUUCCACGGACGCCAGUGUGAGAAGGUGACGGAGAUCCCGGCGACAGACCUGAUGCCUCCCAAGCCUUCGGACGCGCUCGAUGCGGCGCUCAACGGAACGACCGAGGCCCCGGGUACAACUGCCGAGCUCUUGGGACCGAUUAUCGUCACCGAUCCACCCAAGCUCGACGAAGAACCUCCUCAAACGGCGGGCAAGUGGCCUCCGGAAACGCCGACCGUGUCUUCGGUCCAGCACCUCGACGCCGAGAACGAGGCUUAAUAGCCCCUCCGUCCCUGCAUCACCGACCGAUCGUUUAUUUAUUUAUUCAUUGAUUCAUUUAUUAAUAGUACGUAGAAUUAUUGGGCGACUCGUCCGAUUACAGUCGAAGAUAUCCUGGAGGCACUCGUAUUCACGCGAUAUUAAUGAUGCGCACUUUAAUUUACUUGGGACCCUCUUUAUCCAUAUUCAUUAUAAAGACUAUUGACGUCUCUUUCUAACGAUAAGCAAGUAAUAAAAUCAAAUUUCUGAGUGUUAUCGUCUCUCCAUCACGAUAAAACCUUUAUUCUUCACCGAUCUGAAACCAAUUUCUGGUAUUCUUACGACUUUGUGCGCUUCAAAAUUAUCUAGCCUUUAUUAAUUUAUUGA